AUGGAACAAAGUCAUAAAAGUGAUAGGUCAGAAGCCGUACUAGAUCACAUACUAAAAGUCGUCGAACCAGCAGAAGCCGAACCAGAUCACAUCAUCGAACUGGCAGAAGCCGUACCAGAUCAAAUACCAAAAGUCGCACCCAAAGUCAUACCAAUGAAAGGGAGAAUGAAUGUUUGA
Rhizophagus irregularis DAOM 181602=DAOM 197198 is the source of this 177-nucleotide messenger RNA. The record is from RefSeq and is a predicted model, not a curated record. NCBI's taxonomy places the organism in Eukaryota, Fungi, Glomeromycota, Glomeromycetes, Glomerales, Glomeraceae.